AUGGGAAAGCAUGGAGGUUCGAUGACUGCAGCAGCCAUUUCGAAGCGCAUUAAGGCCAAGGGCUUAGGCCGUUUGCGAUGGUAUUGCCAGAUGUGCGAGAAGCAGUGCCGAGAUGAAAACGGGUUUAAAAAUCAUACCCAAAGCAAUGGGCAUCAGAGACAACUCUCACUGUUUUCGGAGAAUCCACACGAGUACAUCGGGCGUUUUUCGGAGAGCUUUCAAACUGAGUUCUUGCUCGUCCUUCGUAGGAGAUACGGAACGAGCAUGGUUUCGGCUAACACAGUUUAUCAAGAGUACAUCAAAGAUCGCGAUCACCUCCACAUGAACGCCACAAGGUGGACUACGCUUUCAGAUUUUGUCAAGGAAAUGGGCCGGAGUGGCUUGUGUAGAGUUGAGGACAGAGAGGAUGGUUGGUGGAUGUCCUUUGUAGAUAGAAGUGCAGCCGAAAAGGAUAGAAAGGCCAGGGAUAUCGAUAGAAUGCGAGUUGCGGAAGAAGAGAGGGCCGAAAACAUGCUCAAGAAACAGCUUGAGAUGGCGAAGCAUUUGCGGGAAAGGCGGGUAGAUAUGGAAUCACCUUCGCCACAAAAAGAAGUGCAUGUAGAUAGACACGUAUCUGUAGAGAUGGCAAUGCACGAGAAGCGAAGAAAGACUCCUGCUGUCGGAGAGGGAAAUGCGCUGGCCGCUGCAACGAUAGUCAGGCACAAAAAUACCAGUGGACAACUGACUAAACGAAAACCAAGCAGAUUUGGGAAAGCACCAAAGCUAUCAGCACUUGAGGAAAUCAUGCGUGCCGACCAAAAGGAGAUCCAGCGGACGAAAGGAGGAGCUACCCCGCACCCCGGUGGAACGCAAAAUGACGCAAUCAGAUCCAGUCCCGUUGAAGCAAAACGCGCGGGUAAAGCCGACUACGAAAAACCGUGGAUUGUGGAGGGUAUUCUGGUGAAGAUGAUCAACACCGCGGUCGGGAACGGGACUUUUACCGGCAAGAAAGGCAGGAUUAUCGAGGUUAUCGAUAAUUACGGCGCGCAGGUCAAAAUGAUCGACUCUAAAGUCCUAUUAGAAGUCGACCAGGAUGAUCUCCAAACCGUCAUUCCAAAACCUGGCGGGGAAGUCCUCUUGUUGCGAGACCCUCACCGCGGCAAAAAGGCUGUCGUGAAGUCUAUUAAUAUAGAAUCAUUCUCGGUGACUGCAAUUCUUGCGGAAACGGGAGAGGAGAUCCGCAAUAUUGAAUACGAGGCCAUGUCAAGAAUAGCGUAA
Messenger RNA from Chondrus crispus (carragheen), 1257 nucleotides. RefSeq lists its product as hypothetical. Gene Ontology annotation, cellular component: nucleus. Gene Ontology annotation, biological process: DNA damage response; DNA replication. NCBI's taxonomy places the organism in Eukaryota, Rhodophyta, Florideophyceae, Gigartinales, Gigartinaceae. Gene Ontology annotation, molecular function: double-stranded DNA binding. The transcript has a single exon. The record is from RefSeq and is a predicted model, not a curated record. The coding region runs from base 1 to 1257 and encodes 418 amino acids.